Molecule: messenger RNA, 1291 nt
Organism: Symsagittifera roscoffensis
Lineage: Eukaryota; Metazoa; Xenacoelomorpha; Acoela; Convolutidae
Product: heparan sulfate glucosamine 3-O-sulfotransferase 1-like
Exons: 1
Coding region: 24-1109 (361 amino acids)
Molecular function (GO): [heparan sulfate]-glucosamine 3-sulfotransferase activity
Source: RefSeq, a predicted model, not a curated record
UUCAGAAGCCAGAAUGUAAUGAAAUGUCUCCUCAUUCAUCGCAGCUGCCAUUGAAGCACAUGAUAUGCUUUCUGCUUGUCGUCUUCAUUUGCUCUUUUGUUUUUGCAUACCAGUAUAUUGAGAAAAGCAAUUAUUGCCUUGGAGCAAGCAAUAAUGUCCCUCCGCCCUUCACAACUUCUUACUUAGUUGAAAAUUCUGGAUACGGCAAUGAUAUAAUUCAAAAGCUCGCAGAUUACGCAAUUCUUAAUGAAAAAGUGAGCGAUGAAACUGAAAAUUUCAAAAAAAGCUAUCAUGGAACCGGGAACAGGUUUUGGAAAGCGGCAAAUUUCGAUGGAUGUUGUUUACCCAAUACAAUUAUUAUUGGUGCUAAAAAAGCAGGAACGCGCGCUCUGAUUAAUUUUUUAGAUAUGCAUCCAGAAGUUGCUGUAGCGCGCAAUGAAGUCCACUUUUUCGACCGAGAAGAGAACUACUCUCUGGGUCUGAAAUGGUACGCUAAAAGAGUCAAGCCGAAACAAGGUGCCAAAGCAUUAAUAGAGAAGUCUCCAUUUUACUUUAUUGACAAGGAAACGCCGGAAAAAGUAGUUGCGUAUAAUUCAUCUAUUAGACUCAUUCUAUUAGUAAGAGAUCCUGUCAAUAGAAUUCUAUCCGAUCAAACUCAAUUAUACUAUAAUUCAGGUAAGACUACGCCAAAUUUGGUCCAGAAAUUAUAUCCUGAUAAUCGGAGCGAUAUUGACCAAACAGCUAAAAUUUUGCAGCCUAGUCUUUACGCUAAGUACCUGAGACGGUGGAUCACAGUUUUUCCUAGAACUCAGAUCCAUAUAGUCGAUGGUGACAAACUCACACAAGCCAAUCCUUACUACGAAAUGAAAUUGCUAGAAAAGUUUCUUCGGCUUUCGUCGUUUUACAGUCCCGAAAAGUUUGUGGUCGAAAAAACGAAAGGUUUCUAUUGCCCUGUUCAACCAAAUGGUACUUUAAAAUGUCUCAGCUCAUCAAAAGGAAGGCAGCACCUUGAGUUCGAUCAAAAACUUUUGAACCAGCUGAAAUUAUUUUUUGCUCCAUUAAAUAAAGACUUUGCCAGACUAGUGGGGCAAGACUUUUCUUGGAGCUAGCUCUUUUUUUUAAGUUUUCUAAAUAAGUUGUUAGUUAAACAGUAAAUUAUAAUUUAUUUUGUAAAUGUUUAGAAACGUUUUGAUAUCCAUUUUUUAAUUUAGUUUGCAAGGUAAAAUUGUUUCAGGGGUUAUUGAUUGAUAUAAACCCUCUGACUAUAAUUUCUUAAACAUUCAAUUUUUCA